AUGCCGAAGCCUGUCCACCACGCCAAACGAGGCGGUCAUUACUCAACAAGCAAGCGAGCAGGUUUCCCAAAGAAGAUAUGGCAAUCUUGGAAGGUUGCACCGUUCGCUUUUGAAGCUGAGCAGAUUCUUACUGCGCGGACAUGGACCGACAAAAACCCUGGUUACCGGUAUGAAGUCCUCACCGACAAUAACGAUAUGGAGUACGUCGAAGAGCACUAUGGCCCAGGUGGGUUCGACCGCCCAGACAUUGUCGACAUGUACCGUAAUGUGAACGCCACCAUUAUCAAGGCUGACCUCCUUCGCUACAUGAUCAUGUAUGCGGAGGGAGGAGUCUAUGCGGACAUUGAUGUUGAGGAUCUUCGGCCCGUUAGCAGAUGGAUUCCGGAACGGUAUGCGGAGGCAGACAUCGACCUUGUCAUUGGGGUCGAAAUCGAUCAGCCGCACUUCAAAGAUCACCCCAUCCUUGGCAAGAAGUCGAUGUCUUUUUGCCAAUGGACAUUUAUGUCGCGUCCCGGUCAUCCUGUUAUGAUGAAGCUGGUUGAAAAUAUCAUGGCAUGGCUCCGCGAUGUGGCAAAGUCCCAAGGUGUGUCCAUCUCAGAAGUCAAGCUAGACUUUGAUGAGGUCAUCAGUGGCACCGGGCCUUCGGCAUUCACCAAAGCCGUGCUGGAAGUGAUGAGUGCGCGGUCUAGAUCAGGGUCGAUAACAUGGGACACUUUCCAUGAUAUUGACGAGUCAAAAGUCAUCAGCAACAUCCUGGUCCGCGACGUCGAAUCUUUCGCUGCCGGCCAAGGUCACUCCGACUCUGGAAACCACAACUCAAGGGGCGCCCUUGUCAAGCAUCACUACCACGCUUCGAACUGGCCCAGCCGGCACCCGCGUUUCAGACACCCUAUCUUUGGUGAAGUUGAGAGGUGCAACUGGAAUAUUGAGUGCGUUAUAAAGUGGGACCAAGACAUCGCUGCAUUCAAUUCGCUCUCUCCCGAGGAGCAGAAGCAAGCAAUUGAUCAGCACGAGAACCUCCAAAAGAUUCAGACACAACAGGCGCUAGAAAAAGCGGAGCAGCAGAAAGCUGCUGAACAGGCGGCGUUACAGCUCCCACCUCAGCAGCCUCCUCAAAUACCUAUACAACAGGCUGCACAGCAAGAGGAGUUGAAGAUGAGGUAA
This is a messenger RNA of Colletotrichum spaethianum, 1164 nucleotides long. RefSeq names its product initiation-specific alpha-1,6-mannosyltransferase. Gene Ontology annotation, biological process: protein N-linked glycosylation. The record is from RefSeq and is a predicted model, not a curated record. Gene Ontology annotation, cellular component: mannan polymerase complex. Bases 1 to 1164 code for a protein of 387 amino acids. Lineage: Eukaryota; Fungi; Ascomycota; Sordariomycetes; Glomerellales; Glomerellaceae. Gene Ontology annotation, molecular function: alpha-1,6-mannosyltransferase activity. The transcript has a single exon.